AUGCUUGUUUUUCGUGUAGAAACCGACACUGAUCACAUCAAGAUUACGCCUUCUCAAAGUAGCCUUCAUGCUCUGACCGUCUGCCACCGUGAGAGGCCCUAUACCAACGUCGACUAUGCUCCAAACAAGUGGCACUCCAUUUGCACAACCUGGGACUGGAGCUCUGGUCUGUUACAGUUGUGGUUGAACGGGCAGCCACUGACCAAGAAAUACAUCAACGGAAAUGCCAUCAUUGUUUUGGGACAGGAGCAGGACUCUCACGGUGGAGGAUUCGACAUCAAACAGUCUUUUCAGGGGAUGUUGACCGACGUUCACAUGUGGAACUACGUCCUCUCCACCUGUGAGAUCCAAAGCUACAUGAAGGACCAGUUCUACACUCCGGGGAACGUAGUCACCUGGAAAGCUCUGGAUUUUGCCAUCACCGGGAAUGUGCAGAUCGAAGACAAGCAAACCAGCUGCAACAAUUAG
Messenger RNA from Knipowitschia caucasica, 468 nucleotides. The record is from the annotation of a GenBank genome assembly. NCBI's taxonomy places the organism in Eukaryota, Metazoa, Chordata, Actinopteri, Gobiiformes, Gobiidae.